This is a messenger RNA of Oryzias latipes (Japanese medaka), 701 nucleotides long. It is a transcript of the gene hcst, whose product is annotated as hematopoietic cell signal transducer. Lineage: Eukaryota; Metazoa; Chordata; Actinopteri; Beloniformes; Adrianichthyidae. Gene Ontology annotation, cellular component: membrane. The record is from RefSeq and is a predicted model, not a curated record. Gene Ontology annotation, biological process: positive regulation of phosphatidylinositol 3-kinase/protein kinase B signal transduction; regulation of immune response. Gene Ontology annotation, molecular function: phosphatidylinositol 3-kinase binding; signaling receptor binding.
CAUCUCUCAAAUGAGAACCAGAGGUGCACACUUCAAUAGCGGAAGACAGAUGAGCGCUGGCGGAGCAGGGACGAGGCUCCCCACUCUUCACUUCACUUUUUUGGUUUAGUUUUUGAAAAAAACUUUGUCCAGGAGAAAAGAUCUGGAUCACUAAACAAUGGCAUUCACAAAAGCCAUCUCUUUUCUGCUUCUCCUAUGCAAUCUCUCAGUGGCACUCACGGAGAGCACAGUGUCCUGCUACAGAAUUGAGCCUGGGACAAUAGCUGGUAUGGUCUCCAUCGAUGUUCUGCUGACCCUCAUCAUUGUAGCUGUCACCUACCGCUGUGCCAGUUUUAGACAUAAGAAGGUAGAAAAUGCUAACAAGGUGUACAUGAACGUCCGGGCGAACUGCAAGAAAAAAUAAAAAUGGGCUAAACUGUUUUUGGUUUUUAUAAUUGCUUAUUUCAGUUUUGUUUUUUGUUCUUUUUAUGAAACAAAUUUGUGCAUGAGGUUAGUUGUGAUUUAGGAUAUUUUUUAGAAAAUGUCUGCCCAAAUACUUUACUUAUACUCUUUCAAUAAGAGAUUUGAAAAAUUAAAGAAAAAACACAUUUUAUAUAUUGUGUGUUUACCUUUAUUACUGUUUAUAAAAAAAUCCCAUGUCUUUUGUUGAAAUGUAUCAUUUUUGAAGUCCUUACAAAAAUAAAUUUUGUGUGUGUAUCUUC